Molecule: messenger RNA, 571 nt
Organism: Staurois parvus
Lineage: Eukaryota; Metazoa; Chordata; Amphibia; Anura; Ranidae
Source: the annotation of a GenBank genome assembly
CAGACCCUAACAGCUCGACAGACACCGGACGACGGGAAUCCCUACGGCGAUGAGCCCUAGGCGGAGCGACAGGUCUCGGGCCCCCAGGUGGAGCGGCGGGCACCGGGCCCCCAGGCAGAGCGGCGGGCGCCGGACCCCCAGGCGGAGCGACAGGUCUCGGGCCCCCAGGCGGAGCGACAGGUCUCGGGCCCCCAGGCGGAGCGGCGGGCGCCGGACCCCCAGGCGCAGCGACAGGUCUCGGGCCCCCAGGUGGAGCGGCGGGCGCCGGACCCCCAGGCGGAGCGUCAGGUCUCGGGCCCCCAGGCGGAGCGGCGGGCGCCGGACCCCCAGGCGGAGCGACAGGCACCGGGUCACCAGGCACGACAGUGGGCUCCGAGUCAACUGGCAUGACCGCUGGCACUGGGUCAGACAAUGGAUCGUCUGGCUGGACAGCGGGCAUCGGGUCACCAGGCAUCAGGUCAUUUGGCUCGACAGCGGGCACCGCGUCAUCUGGCAAGGCAGUGGGCUCCGAGUCAACUGGCAUGACCGCGGGCACUGGGUCAGACAUUGGAUCGUCUGGCUGGACAGCGGG